AUGCGUGGGGCGUGCGCAUGCGCGGUGGUGUGCGCGCUGGUGGCGCUGUGCGCGUGCGCGGGACUGGACGAGCGCACGCGAGGCGCUGCUGAGCGCCAAUUGCUGGCACUGCUGGGCCUUCCGCGCCGACCAGCGCGCCGCGCCGCGCCGCCGUUGGUGCCGCGAGCCAUGCGCCUACUCUAUGAGGCUGACGGCGCCAUUCCUGCUGCUGCCGCCAACACGGCGCGCUCCUAUCACCACACUCCCACCGAGCUGGACUCGAGGUUUCCUGGCGAGCAUAGAUUUCGCCUCUAUUUCAACUUGAGCGGGAUACCCAGUGAUGAACUCGCUCGAGGAGCAGAUCUCACGUUUCAACGAGUCGACGGAGUCGAGGGCGAUCAGCGACUGCUCCUGUACGAUGUAGUUCGACCGGGCCGUCGCGGUAAAACAGCUCCUAUUUUGCGGCUUCUUGACUCCAUACCGCUGAGAACUGCUAAAGGUGCUGUUACUGCAGACGCGCUCGGUGCAGCACGACGAUGGCUCAAAGAGCCUGAACAUAAUCAUGGACUAUUAGUGCGAGUGUUAGAAGAAGGUGAGAAAAAUGUGGACGCUCAACGGCCUCAUGUUAGAGUGCGGAGACGUGCGGAAGAAGAAGACGAAGAAUGGAAUACGCGGCAACCAUUGCUGCUAUUGUACACGGAGGAUGCGCGAGCUCGGGCUGCGCGGGAGAGUGGAGAAACGCGCCUGGUGCGCAACAAGCGUGCGACACAACGAAGGGGUCACCGGGCACAUCAUCGUCGCAAGGAGGCUCGCGAGAUCUGCCAGCGACGACCGCUGUACGUCGACUUCGCGGAGGUCGGGUGGAGCGACUGGAUCGUUGCACCGCAUGGCUACGAGGCGUACUACUGCCAGGGUGACUGUCCGUUCCCACUGGCGGACCAUUUGAACGGCACGAAUCACGCCAUUGUGCAGACUCUUGUGAACUCAGUGAACCCGGCCGCGGUGCCGAAAGCGUGCUGUGUACCGACGCAGCUCUCCUCUAUUUCCAUGUUAUAUAUGGACGAACUAAAUAAUGUGGUGCUCAAAAACUAUCAGGACAUGAUGGUGACGGGAUGCGGCUGCCGAUGA
Spodoptera littoralis (African cotton leafworm) is the source of this 1107-nucleotide messenger RNA. Lineage: Eukaryota; Metazoa; Arthropoda; Insecta; Lepidoptera; Noctuidae. The record is from the annotation of a GenBank genome assembly.